AGCACGAGGAGCAGAUGUCAGUCAGAAGUGCGCGUUCAGUAUCAGAACCUCAGAAUCAUGUGCACUACCACACGUUACUACAAAACUGAGUAUUACGAAAAGGGGUGUGAACCACGAAAGCAACGACGUAAUAACAAAAGAAACCCUGGUUCUAAGAGAUAUUCUCCGCCAACUGGUGCUUAUGCAAGGGGCAAGUCCUUCAGCAUGGAAACAAUGGUUUACUCGGCCACUUUGGCGUGGAGUUGGUAG
Molecule: messenger RNA, 249 nt
Organism: Bipolaris zeicola 26-R-13
Lineage: Eukaryota; Fungi; Ascomycota; Dothideomycetes; Pleosporales; Pleosporaceae
Exons: 1
Source: RefSeq, a predicted model, not a curated record